Anas platyrhynchos (mallard) is the source of this 1008-nucleotide messenger RNA. NCBI's taxonomy places the organism in Eukaryota, Metazoa, Chordata, Aves, Anseriformes, Anatidae. The record is from RefSeq and is a predicted model, not a curated record.
GGGCUCGCCUCACGGGCUCGCCUCACGGGCUCGCCUCACGGGCUCCGCUCGGCGCCCUUGACGCGGGGCGGAGCCGCCUCAGCGCUGGCGCUCGGUGCCGCCGCUCGGUGCCGCCGCCCCCCGGCCGCACCGACCACCUGAUCCCGCUCCGCCCGCCGCAGCCGCAGCCUUUGUGUGAGGAGCGGGGCGGCGCGGGGCGGCCCCAUGAGGCGGUGAGGGAUGGCGGCGGGCGGCGGCGGCGGGCGGCCGCCGGGCCCCGACUCGUCGCUGGAGCCGUACGUGCAGACCCGCAUCUUCAAGAUCAUCGUGAUCGGCGACUCCAACGUGGGCAAGACGUGCCUGACCUUCCGCUUCUGCGGGGGCACCUUCCCCGACAAGACCGAGGCCACCAUCGGCGUGGACUUCCGCGAGAAGACGGUGGAGAUCGAGGGCGAGCGCAUCAAGGUGCAAGUGUGGGACACGGCUGGCCAGGAGAGGUUUCGGAAGAGCAUGGUAGAGCACUACUAUCGCAACGUGCAUGCCGUCGUCUUCGUUUACGACGUCACGAAGAUGACUUCCUUCACCAACCUCAAGAUGUGGAUCGAGGAGUGCAACGGGCACGCGGUGCCCCCCCUGGUCCCCAAGGUGCUGGUGGGGAACAAGUGUGACUUGAAGGACCUGAUCCAGGUGCCGUCCAGCAUGGCCCUGAAGUUCGCUGACGCUCACAACAUGCUGUUGUUCGAGACCUCAGCCAAGGACCCUAAGGAGAGCCAGAACGUGGAGUCCAUCUUCAUGUGCCUGGCCUGCCGGCUCAAGGCGCAGAAAUCGCUGCUCUACCGCGAUGUGGAGAGGCGGCCGGGCCGGGGGCACCGCCUGGAGCUGACGCGCGACGCCAACGCCCGCUGACGAAGGUGAAGCUGAUCAACGAGCUGAACGCGCGGGAGGCGGAGCUGGGCGUGCAGGAGGCGGUGUCGUGGCACGCCGAGUACAAGGACAGCGCCUGGGUCUUCGUCGGUGGGCUUGCCCUAC